This is a messenger RNA of Papaver somniferum (opium poppy), 3513 nucleotides long. Its product is annotated as probable leucine-rich repeat receptor-like serine/threonine-protein kinase At3g14840. The transcript has 24 exons. Bases 233 to 3283 code for a protein of 1016 amino acids. Gene Ontology annotation, molecular function: protein kinase activity; ATP binding; protein binding. Lineage: Eukaryota; Viridiplantae; Streptophyta; Magnoliopsida; Ranunculales; Papaveraceae. The record is from RefSeq and is a predicted model, not a curated record. Gene Ontology annotation, biological process: protein phosphorylation.
GUUGGCAGUUAUAAAUAAGUCAGUUGUAAAUUAACAUUAUCACACCAUCUCCCCGCUGAAAGAUCAAUAUACCUUUCUUCCCGAGGGCUGCGCUUCACUUGAGCUAGCUAUCUAUUAUUCGAAUUUCUUUCUCCUUUGAUCUGUCGAAACUCCUAAAGCUCGUCAAUUAUCUCAUCGCCUGCAAUCUAUUACAGUAGUGUCGUGGAAUGAUUGGAUCAUAUAUUCUAUCACAAUGGAAGUUAACAGAGGAUUACUACCAUUUCGUCACCGACUCAAUCUCUCCGUUUUGGUAUUGCUGUUAAUGGUUGAAUUCGGUUUCUUUGAUUUUGCUGUCUCUCAGAGAUUACCAAAUGCUGAAGUGGAGGCUCUGAAAGAAAUAGCAAAGACGCUAGGAAAGAAAGACUGGAACUUUGCAGCUACUUCCGAUCCAUGUACCGCCGUCGGCGUUAACUGUACCUGCACUUUCUCCGGCAACACUGUUUGCCACGUUGUCAAAAUAGAGCUUCAGAAACAGAGUUUGCCAGGCGUUUUACCUCCAGAGCUUGUCAAGCUUCCCUACCUCGAAGUACUUGACCUUACUCUUAACUAUCUCAGCGGUACAAUCCCUAAAUCAUGGGGUUCAAUGAAAUUGAUAAAAAUAUGUCUCAUUGGGAAUCGAUUAUCUGGUUCAGUCCCGGACGAGAUAGGAAAUAUCACUACCCUAAAAGAUUUUUGGUUGGACUACAAUCACUUCUCUGGGCCUCUUCCUCAAACACUUGGAAAUAUCGUAGGCAUAAAUCGAAUAUGGUUAACGUCGAACAAUUUUACGGGGGAAUUGCCACAGACAUUUUCUAAGCUAACCAACUUGACGGACGUACGGAUAAGUGAUAAUCAAUUUAGUGGAAAGAUACCCAGCUUUAUAAAGAAUUGGACAAACCUUACCAAAUUAGAACUGCAGGCAAGCGGUUUUGAAGGCCCAAUUCCAUCAGGCAUUUCUGUCUUGGAAAAACUAUCUACACUGAAAAUAAGUGACUUAAAGGGUACAGAAGGUUCAUUUCCACCACUUAAUAACCUGAAAAGUCUGUUAUACCUUAUUCUGAGGAGUUGCAAUAUCAACGGGACAAUACCUGAUUAUCUUGGCAGUAUGACAACCCUUAAAAGCUUAGAUCUCAGCUUCAACAAACUUUCCGGAGAAAUCCCAAACACCUUCUCUGGCCUUACCAACGUGAUAUUCAUGUACUUGACUGGCAACUUGCUGACUGGGCCUUUGCCGAGUUGGAUGCUUGGAAAAGUAAACAACAUUGAUCUUUCAUACAACAAAUUUACGUUGGAGAGCUCAUGGAGUUGUCAAAAAAACACUAUAAAUUUGUUCGAAAGCUCUUCGAUGAGGAAUAACUCUCCUGACACGCUCUUCAGUACUGGUGUGCCUUCAUGCUUGAGGAGCUCUCUCCGCUGUCAACCGGAUCGUUAUUCAUUCAAUAUAAAUUGUGGUGGAAGAGAAGUUAUAUCUAAAAAUAGAAAUGGUAACAUGAAAUACGAGGACGAUCAGGAUCCAGCUGGCGCUUCAAAGUUUUACCAAAGCAGUAGUAAUUGGGCAUUUAGUAGCACUGGCGAUUUCAUGGACAACGGUGAUGGUGACAGUUAUACAAUUUCAAGUGCAAAUUCGUCACUCUCAACCACUGAUUCAGAGUUAUACAUGACAGCACGCAUUUCUCCCCUCUCUCUAACAUAUUACGGGUUUUGUUUGAUUAAUGGGAACUAUACCGUGAAACUCCAUUUCGCUGAGAUAAUAUUCUCAAAUGAUGAAUCAUAUAACAGUCUUGGGAAGCGUGUAUUCAAUGUUUACAUUCAGGGGAAGCUAGAGUUGCCUGAUUUCGAUAUUGUAGAAGCAGCUGGUGGGGCUGGUAAGGCAGUCGUUAAAACUUUUAACGUGUCUGUGACUAGUAAUACCAUGGAAAUUCGGUUUUACUGGGCUGGGAAAGGCACACAAAGAACCCCUGAAAAUGGAAUCUACGGUCCUCUUAUUUCAGCAAUUUCUGCACUAAAUCCAGACGCUGUACCUCGUGAAAAGAAAAUAUCUGUUGGUGUUGUGGUGGGAAUUGUCGCUUCUAUAUUGUUUCUUCUCUUCUUGAUUCUGGCUGCUCUCUGGUGGAAGGGUUGUUUUUGGAGAAAAAUUGAGAUCGAUGAAGAGCUGAGAGGUGUGGACCUAAACACUACUUCCUUCACAUUGAGGCAAAUAAAAGCUGCCACGAACAACUUUGCUGCUGAAAACAAGAUUGGUGAAGGUGGUUUUGGACCUGUUUAUAAGGGCCAUCUUUUAGAUGGUACAAUAAUUGCUGUCAAACAACUAUCUUCCAAAUCUAAGCAAGGAAAUCGUGAAUUCGUGAACGAGAUCGGAAUGAUUUCUGCCCUACAACACCCUAAUCUUGUAAGGCUUUAUGGAUGUUGUAUCGAAGGAAAUCAGUUACUUCUCGUAUAUGAAUACAUGGAAAAUAAUAGCCUUUCCCGUGCUUUGUUUGGUCGAGAAGAGGUUCAGCUGAAGCUUGAUUGGCCUACAAGGCACAAGAUUUGUGUUGGUAUAGCCAGAGGCCUAGCUUAUUUGCAUGAAGAGUCAAGACUGAAGAUUGUUCACAGGGACAUUAAGGGUACCAAUGUGCUUCUGGAUAAGGAUCUCAACCCAAAGAUUUCUGAUUUUGGUUUGGCAAAGCUUGACGAGGAAGAUGACACCCAUAUCAGCACUCGGAUUGCUGGUACUUAUGGCUAUAUGGCACCAGAGUAUGCAAUGAGAGGUUAUCUGACAGACAAAGCAGAUGUCUACAGUUUUGGAGUUGUUGCAUUGGAAAUUGUUAGUGGGACGAGCAAUACAAAUUACAGGCCAAAAGAAGAGUGUGUUUAUCUUCUUGAUUGGGCUCUAGUUCUACAAGAGACGGGAAAGUUGAUGGAGUUGGUUGAUCCAAAGUUGGAAUUCAAAUUCAAGGAGGAAGAGGUUAUGCGGAUGAUUAAUAUUGCUCUUGCCUGUACUAACGCAUCUCCAACACUUAGACCCAAAAUGUCUUUGGUAGUCAGCAUGCUUGAAGGUCGAACUCCUUUCCGAAAAUUUGUUUCGAAUCCAGUAAGUAAACCUGCCGAUGACUUAAAAUUCAGAGCUAUUAAAGACUAUCAUGAACAGAGCCAUGACCAAAGCAUGAUAGAUCAUAGCCAAUCACAGAGUAUCUCGUUGGGCACCUGGUCAGAAUCAUCAACAUCUGCUGUUGACCUAUAUCCACUCAUUAAGGAUUCAGAGUACUGGAAUAACAGAGAGUAGAGAAGUCCGAACCUAUCUGGUAACUACGAAUUGGAUGAUUUUAGACUAAAUAGACGCAAUAUAAGGAAAUAAACGUAUGUUUUUAGGCUCAUUUAACCGUGUAUGAACAAUUGUGACAAGAUUCGUUUACUUAAUUGAAUAUCAAAAGUCUGCUGAUGUACCAAUAUUAGAUUCCAAUUUGCACAUUGAUCCAAAUAACAUUCAAAUCUAAGUCAUUUUGAAUUCAAGUA